GAAUCCUCCCGUUGACGUCAAUCAUGACAUAAUUUAUACACUGUCUCUGCCUACGCUACGCUUUCAUUCACAGCUGUAUUAGUUCAAAGGUGGGAUCGCUUGGCAUCGUCUAGGCAGCAAAAAUAAUUUUCUCUCUGCGAUCUCAAAAUAGCUGUUAACAAGAAUGCGAGACCAUCAUAGAAUUAUGUUUCAGUCAGUGAUAGGCUUGUUCUUUGUAGCUUUGGUUAGUUUAACAGAAGGAGCUGUCGAGAAGGACGAUUUCAACUAUGUCCACCACGACUAUGAUUCAACAAUCCGACUGCUUCAAGAAGUCAACUCGAAAUGUCCCGAAAUCACCAGACUCUACAACCUUUCAGAGCCUUCAGUCCAAAAUCGUUCUCUCAUUGUAAUCGAGAUCACAGAACAUCCAGGCACCCACGUCGUUGGAAAACCUGAGUUCAAGUAUGUGGGUAAUAUGCAUGGAAAUGAGGUAGUGGGCAAGGAACUUCUGCUGCGGCUUGUGGUUUACCUCUGCGAUGAAUAUCUGAAGAAUAAUGAGCUAAUCAGGUUUUUGCUUCAAAACACCCGUCUGCACAUUAUCCCAACCAUGAACCCUGAUGGCUGGGAAAGGGCCUCUGAGGAUUUCAAGACAAAUGGGACUGUUGGAUGGCUGACUGGUCGAUCAAACUACAAUAAUGUAGACCUCAACCGUAAUUUCCCAGACUUGAACAAGGUGAUAUAUGAACAUGAGCGCACAGGAAAAGGUCCAAACAAUCACCUUUCGAAGCUUCAGAAAGCCCUGGAACUUGACAAAGAUCUUCAGCCUGAGACCCGUGCUGUGAUGAAAUGGUUGUCAGACAUUGGCUUUGUCUUGUCUGCAAAUCUUCAUGGAGGUGACCUUGUAGCUAACUAUCCUUAUGAUGAAACACGCACUGGUGAUUCAAAGAGAUAUACAGCCUGCCCUGAUGAUGGUACCUUUCAGUACUUAGCUGAGUCUUAUUCCUUCUUACACAAAAAAAUGGCUGAUCCUAAUCGCAAGCCUUGUGACAGAAUGGGAGGUGAUAACUUUGGCAAGCAGGAUGGUAUUACAAAUGGGGGUGCCUGGUAUUCAGUUGGCCGAGGCAUGCAAGACUACAACUACCUGGAGACCAACUGUUUUGAGAUUACUCUGGAGCUUGGCUGUGACAAGUUCCCUCCAGCUGAUCAGCUGAAAAGCUUGUGGGAGGACAAUGGAGCAUUGCUAAACUUUAUGCUUCAGACCCAUAUUGGAAUUAAAGGAGUUGUGACAGACACAUCUAACAAGGUGAUCUCAGGUGCUGAAAUCAAAGUAACAGAUCUGCAGACUGGAAAGCCUAUUGAUCAUGACAUACUCUCUUUGACAGAUGGAGACUACUACCGUUUGUUGAAGAAUGGUGACUACAUGGUGACUGUAAAAGCCACUGGAUACCACCCAGCCAUAAAAUGUGUGACUGUGAAAAAUGUCAUGUUUGUUGGCUCUGGCAUUCUGAAAGAGGCUCAAAAGCUAGAUUUCCAGCUUACUCCUAGCAGUGAACCCAAUCCAGAAGAUAUUACUGCUGUGUCUUACUGCCGCAAUCUUGCCAGCAAGCAGAAAACGGAGCAGGAGGAGGAAGAGGAAUUGCAGGAUGUUGCAGAGGAUAGUCGAGAGAGAGAGAUUCUGCUGGAGCUGCUUAUGUACCUGGACAGCCGAGUGGACUGGCUUCACCUUGGUCAUCUGUUUUCAACUGCUGACCUUUACAGUGCACUUACCCUUGAGCUGGACCAGCUGGAGCCAAAAGAGAGGAGUGUCCUCAUGCAGCAAAUACAAGCAGCACUGAAAAAGGAUACAAAAGUUUAAAGGGAACAUGUGUCCUGUGAUUAUAUUGUCACCUAGAAAUUACAUGGUUUCUGACUCUGUUAUCUUAAAACAAGGAGGAGGAAAGCAAAUGAUAAGGGGAGGGGGGUAAAAUGAAAAAUGAUGGAGAGUGACAUUUAUGGAUUAAAUGGUUGUAAAGAAUGAAUAAAACGUGAAUAAUGGGCAUGAGAAUAAUAAUAUAAAAAAGGAAGUUAAAGAAUCAAGCUGGAAAAGAAGCAGUAACUAGGAAUGACAAAACAGCAUAAAAACAUGUCCUUGAAUAAGCCUGUCAACACCAAAUCUAGCAUAAAUUAAAAAAUGUUUUAAAUGUAGAUUUGUUUCAGAUUUUUUAUUUUCUGUACAAGAAACUAUAUCUUCAUUUCUUUUCAAAGAGAAAUUUGUGCUUAAAGAACAAAUUUACAUGUGGGUAUAGGAGUACUUGAAGUAAGCAUUCGGUAACACUCUUAGAACAAAAAAUCAGGGAUGUAAAAGAUGAGGAGAAAAUAUUUUUGAAAAUUCCAUGGGCCAUGUAUUUAUCCUGCUGUGUUAAAAUUUAGUCUCUCAUUAUUAUGAAUUGUGGAUGGAGUUUAUCUAGUCUGUGUUUGUUUGUAGCAGUCUUAUAUAUUUAUGUAAAGAUUAAAAGGAAGCAGUUUUCAUCUUUACUGGCUUGGGCAAAAGAUUGGGAAAGCAUUGGUAUAGUGGAAGAAUUGACCAAGCUGAGAUAGACAAUCCAGGACAGAUUGAAAUUUAUGUUUUUGUAGAAUGCAUUUUCAUUAAAAAGAAAGUUACUUUCUUUUAUGAAGAUUUAUAAUUAUAUUUAAUAACCAUACAAUUUUAAGAAUAUAUUUUAGACAAUUUUAUCAAUAAAAACUUCAGUUGAAAGGAAUUUUGACUAUGAUCAUGGGAAAGUAACAUUUAUUAGAAAUCAGAUAAAUAAAAUAAAAUCUUUAUUCCAGAUACAGAAGACAAUGUUGGAAAAAAUGUGAUAAUAUCUUGGUUCUAGAUUAGUCAUAGAAAGCAUGACAUUUAGAAUUUUAAAAAGCCAAAGACUAUAAAAUACAUGCUCACUAUUCAUUUGUAAGUGUAAUUUUACUUUUGUACUUCAAGCUUGCACAGAAUUCCUGCAUAGUUGGUGGACAUUUUUUUCUUUCUUGCAUUCCAUAAUGAAGGGCCUUCUGAGCUAACUAGUAAUACUAGCCUUAAUAUUUUGCAGUAUUGAAUCUAUUGCCAACAGUAUUUACUUUUUUCUGUUAGUGGUAUAAAACCAUUUUGCUUUAGCUUGAUGCUUGUAGUUUUUCAAAAGUCACAUUCCAAAUACAACUCAAAUGUAAUUUAAGGUAGAAUGCAGUGCAGAUGUUUUCCUGUUACUUUAGAGUUGGAGAAGAGUUGCUUUUUUUGUUGUUCUUUUUUAAAUCUGUUAAGACUUUUCAUAUUUGUUUCAAGUAAUCAAAUACUGAAACUCCACUUGCAUGUUUGCAUGUGUUUGAGUUCAUGCUACGAAUGUGUGUGCAUGCAUAUGUUGGGGAUAAGCCAUAUCCACUCAAACACACAUAUUUAAUUUACUUUAAAAAGACAGCAGAAUGUUUCUAUAUUUUUUAAAGGAAAAAUAGAAAUCAGGGAUUGUUUGCUUAUCAUUCUUGAUCUUGUUAAAUAUUAAGAAAAAUAAUAUUUAGUUUUCAUUAUUCUCAUUAUUCUUUUUUUUAUGCAGACAAUUGAGAUAUUUUAGAUUUUUACACUUUGUAGCUUUUUCUCAAGGCCUUCUGCUAGGCAGUGUCUUAUUCGAAAGUUUUUUAAUUAUUCCAAACUGUUAUAUACAUUCCCUGGAAUCAGUCUAGUGUUGUGUCCAAACUUUUAACCUUUAUUUAAAAAUAUAUAUAUAUAUGAAAUGGUCCUCAAUCACAUUCCUAUUACUGUUUUUUCCUAUUUAUUGAUAGGGUAUUUGUGUACAAAAUCACCUUGGAUGUUGACAGUACAUCAGGUAGUCCCCGAUCUUGCCUGUACAUUUCUCUGUUUUUAUUUUUUUUCUGUUAAUAUCAAUUUUAUUCUAUGCUAAUGUGUCUGUCAAACAAAUCAAUGUCCCUACAGACACCAUCAUUCCUUUCUUGUUUGCUGCACUGGUGUCAAAAAAAUAUUUUUUCUUUUUUAGUAUGAGAAUAUGUUACAUGAUAUACUGAUCUUCACAAAAUUCGCUAUACAGAGAUUAAUACUUUCAAAUGUUAUGUUGCAGCAAUAUUGGCAAAUCCUGAUUGUCUCAGGUGAACUUGGAUGGUUUCAGAAUCCAAAUCCAAAAAUUGUACAGUUUUAAUUAUUAAAUGAACUUACAUUAUUUCUUUUGUUGAUAUCAGAUUACUAAAUAAUUUAAAAGUACAAUCUGAUGAACAUGAUUAUAACAAUCUAUUGUUUAAAAAGAAACAUUUACCCAGUUGGUUGCAAAAAACAAAAACAUAGCUGUUCUGGGAAAAUACAUUUAUACAUUCAAAUAUUUAAGGGCUGGUUUGGGGGGGAUCAGGAAAUUAAUAAGUGCAAUAUUAAGUUGAGAAAUCCACAAUCUUUAUUUUUGUGUAUUAUGUGCUACAUUUGUUAUUAUAUAUUGGGUUGCCGGAAAAGACAUGACAUAUUUUUCUAUAUUUUUUUUAUAGGGACAUUUAUUUAUGUAAAGAACAAUGAUUAAUUAAUGAUAUAUUGCCCGUUUUGUUCAAUACCUUUUUGCCAUCUUUCAGUGAGCUUAAUAAUUCCUUAGAGUAUAAGGACCUGUCUUGAUCGACAGAAAACUGAACAAGGUGUUGAUUUACAGCCUUAUCUGAAUUGAACGUUAUACCACACAAGGAAUUUUGAAGAGAGCGAAACAAGUCGAAGUCUGACGGCACAAAGUCAGGCGGGUUUGGUGGGUGUGGCAACAUCCCAUCUAACUUUUGACUUGUGUGUGGUCUUACGAGCAUCACUCCUUUACGAUUUCUGGAUGAUGGAGUCGUUCGAACUGUCCAAUUGCUGACAGUACAUAUUUGAAUUGAUUGUUUGGUUCCCUCAUAGGAGCUCGAAAAAACUGUGCACCAUAUUCCACCGCAGAGAUAUUCCAUAUUCCACCUUUCUCGGAGGAGUGUCUGCUUUCGAUAUCGUUUGAGGCGAAUCAUCUUGUCGGGACCAAGACCGUUUGUGCACCACUUUGUUGUAAACAAUCCACUUCUCAUCACCAGUUAUCAGUCUCUUCAAAAAAGAGCAAAAUUUUUUACGUUUAUUGAGAAUAUCGCAGAUGUUUACACGCGCCGUGAAAUGAGCGUCUUUCAGUUCACGAGGAACCCAUAUAUCGAGCUUGUUUACGUAUCCCAGCUUAUUCAGGUGGUCGUAAACGUUUGAAUAAUAAAUGCCUUUACCAUGACUUCAUCAUCCUCGCUGCACCUCAUUGUUUCAUUUAGAAUGAAGCUAGAACAGUCAGCUGUCACAUGACAUACAAUAACUUAUAGAUGUGAAUAACCCUGGUACUUCCAAAAAUGAACUAGCGCCAUCUAUUGCAAAAAUACGUCAUGACUUUUCCGAAAACUCGGCAUAUACAAAUUUUAUUUAUUACAAAUGUUGAAGUGUAAGUGUUAAAAAAAUGACCUGAUAUUCCAUGUUGUAAGUUUUGUGCAAAUUCUUAAGUACCUUUGUGCAUAUGUCUUUAAAAUUAUUGUUGUUGUUUUGUUUUGUUUACGCAACGGUUAGCGCCUGUCACCAAUGCAGUGAAGAUUGGCUGUUCAGGGUUCAGCUCUUGUCUCAGGCACGCUGUUCUUUCUCUGCAUGUGACAUCUAUUUACUGGCAGACUUGCCGUGAUAUAACUUUAGUUACUGUCUUGGAGUAAAAAAAAAAUACCCUCUCCCCCUUGCUUAAAAACAUGCAGUAUACAAAGUUUUAUUCUUCGUUAAGACAUAGGUUUUGACUGGCUUUGCUCCAGUGGCUGUUGAGGUAUCCACUGAAAAUCAAUAUCAAAAUCAAAAGUGAUAAUUUAGACAGCUUUUGGAUUAAUCAUGUCAGCUAUGAAGUCAAUCUUUUUGAGGCAGCAAGGAAUUGAAAAUAAACCAAGUAAAGAUUACAUUUCAUUAAGAAUUGUUAGACAAUCAUGGAAUUAAUACUGGAAUUCCAUUUAGCAUCCACUUAUGAUCACAGCUGAACUAUACAUUGUCAGAUCAAAUGUUAUUUGCUUUUUAGCAUUACUGUGAUCACAGAUUGUUUGUGUAUGCAUCCAUUGUGCUAAAGUACACAGGAUAGAUGAGAAAGGUAAUGAAGGCAGGCUCCCAAAGACAUAGCAGCUUAUAUUAUGUUUGUAUCCUGUGUACUUUGCACUAUAUGAUAUCUUGUUAGAUGGCAUGUAGCCUCUGUAUAAAAAUACCUGUACAAUCAAGUAGUAGAUUGUGACUAUUUUGAUACAUUUUGUUUUAUUUUGACAGAAUUUUCCAUUUAAAACAGGAAGUAGGUGUAGACAGUGAAGGCCUUGGAUUUUCUGCAGGAUUGUGAAUAUGAUUGUCAAGUAUAUGAGGAACAAAAAUCUCAAUGGCGUUAGGAUCUCACUUGUUUUCUUGUUCUUGUUCUUUUGAUAGACCUGUAUUAUAAUAUGAACUAAUGUAAACCUUUGAGCUUCUUAUUGACAUCUUUCUAUUAAAGUAAAACAUUUUUGCCAUGUCCAUCUGUCCACAGGAAAAUGUUUGUAAACACUUUGAAAGGGAAACGAACAGGUAUGUUGUUCUGGAAAGAUGGUACAUGUAUAGCACAUUCCAGUCACAAUACAAUGCCCCCUGACCACUGUUGUUUUGUGAAAUAAAAUAAUCUUUGAGAACCUU
Messenger RNA from Pomacea canaliculata, 6643 nucleotides. RefSeq names its product carboxypeptidase E-like. Gene Ontology annotation, biological process: proteolysis. NCBI's taxonomy places the organism in Eukaryota, Metazoa, Mollusca, Gastropoda, Architaenioglossa, Ampullariidae. Gene Ontology annotation, molecular function: zinc ion binding; metallocarboxypeptidase activity. The record is from RefSeq and is a predicted model, not a curated record.